CGGCCCGCGCGAGAACGAGCGGCGGGGCAGGAAGGGCCGGACCUUGCGGCAUCGCCUGCGGAGAGGGCCGGGCGCCGACCCUGCGUGUGGCCGCGCUCGGCGGCGGCGGCAGCGACUCCCCCGGGGCUCGGGCAGGACAGCGCAGGGCCAUGGCCGAGGCGGCUUCGGCUCCGGUAAGGGCGGCCCGCACGCGGACCGACACCCGGACUCGCGGCCCCGGGGACGGUCUGCGUGUCCCAGGCUCAGCGGCCCGGCCUGGGGUCUCGGUUCAGCAGCUGGACAUGGAGACUCAACGCUCAUCACCUCUGUCAUUCCCCAAUGUUCCUCAAGAAGAAACCCUGCGCCAGGCCCCCGCCGGACUGCCCCGAGAAACUCUGUUCACAUCCCGUGUUCUCCCCCCCAAAGAAAUUCCUUCUUUGUCUCCCACCAUUCCCCGGCAAGGCUUCCUACCCCAAACUCCCAGUGCUCCCAAGCAAGAGACUUCUGGCCGAAUGCCGCAUGUCCUCCAGAAGGGACCUUCACUCCUGUAUCCCCCCGCUUCUGAGCAAGAGACUCAUCUCCAGUGCCCCCUGGUUUCCCAAGAAGAAACCCAGUAUCCACCCCCAACUGCUGCUGAACAAGAAGUCUCACUUCUCUCCCACUCCACCCACCAUCAAGAAGCCCCACUGCAUUCCCCUGAAGUUCCUGAGAAAGACCCUCUGACUCUCUCUCCCACAGUUCCCGAGUCUGACAUGGACUCCCUGCUCCAGAGCCCAGUCUCCCAAAAGGACACUCCCUUCCAGAUCUCUUCUGCAGCCCAGAAGGAAGCAUCACUUCCGACGGCAGAGAUCACCCGCUUGGCUGUGUGGGCUGCCGUCCAGGCGGUGGAGAGGAAGUUGGAGGCCCAGGCUAUGAGGUUACUAACCCUGGAGGGCAGGACUGGGACAAAUGAAAAAAAGAUAGCUGACUGUGAGAAGACGGCCGUGGAGUUCGCUAACCAUCUGGAGAGCAAAUGGGUUGUGCUGGGGACCCUUCUGCAGGAGUACGGGCUGCUGCAGAGGCGGCUGGAGAACAUGGAGAACCUGCUGAAAAACAGAAAUUUCUGGAUCCUGCGGCUGCCCCCAGGCAGCAAUGGAGAAGUCCCCAAGGUUCCUGUAACCUUCGAUGAUGUUGCUGUCCAUUUCUCGGAGCAGGAAUGGGGAAACCUGUCCGAGUGGCAGAAGGAGCUCUACAAGAACGUGAUGAGGGGCAACUAUGAGUCUCUGGUUUCCAUGGACUAUGCAAUUUCCAAACCAGACCUUAUGUCGCAGAUGGAGCGAGGGGAGAGGCCGACCAUGCAGGAACAGGAAGACUCUGAAGAGGGUGAGACGCCCACAGAUCCUAGUGCUGCACACGACGGGAUCGUGAUUAAGAUCGAGGUGCAGACCAAUGACGAGGGCUCAGAAAGUUUGGAGGCACCUGAACCUCUGAUGGGGCAAGUGGAAGAACAUGGCUUUCAGGACUCGGAGCCGGGCGACCCCUGUGGAGAACAGCCUGACCUGGACAUGCAGGAGCAGGAAAAUACAUUGGAGGAGUCCACAGAAGGCUCUGGAGAGUUCAGCGAGCUCAAACAGAUGUUGGUGCAGCAGAGAAACUGCACAGAAGGGAUCGUGAUAAAAACUGAGGAACAAGAUGAAGAGGAGGAAGAGGAAGAGGAAGAUGAGCUGCCCCAGCACUUACGGUCCCUCGGGCAGCUGUCCGGGAGAUACGACGCCAGUAUGUACCAGACCCCGCUGCCGGGGGAGAUGUCUCCCGAAGGCGAGGAGAGCCCCCCACCCCUGCAGCUGGGCAACCCGGGGGUGAAGAGGCUGGCACCCAGCUCCCACGGGGAACGACACCUGAGCGAGAACCGGGGGUCCUCGAGCCAGCAGCAGCGGAACCGCCGCGGCGAGCGGCCCUUCACCUGCAUGGAGUGCGGCAAGAGCUUCCGGCUGAAGAUCAACCUCAUCAUCCACCAGCGCAACCACAUCAAGGAGGGGCCCUACGAGUGCUCCGAGUGCGAGAUCAGCUUUCGGCACAAGCAGCAGCUCACGCUGCACCAGCGCAUCCAUCGUGUCCGCGGCGGCUACUCCUCGCCGGAGCGUGGGUCUGGCUUCAACCCCAAACACACGCUCAAGCCGCGGCCCAAGUCACCCAGCUCCGGUAGCGGGGGCGGUGGCCCCAAGCCCUACAAGUGCCCCGAGUGUGACAGCAGCUUCAGCCACAAGUCGAGCCUGACCAAGCACCAGAUCACGCACACGGGCGAGCGGCCCUACACGUGCCCCGAGUGCAAGAAGAGCUUCCGCCUGCACAUCAGCUUGGUGAUCCACCAGCGCGUGCACGCGGGCAAGCACGAGGUGUCCUUCAUCUGCAGCCUGUGCGGCAAGAGCUUCAGCCGCCCGUCGCACCUGCUGCGCCACCAGCGGACUCACACGGGCGAGCGGCCUUUCAAGUGCCCGGAGUGCGAGAAGAGCUUCAGCGAGAAGUCCAAGCUCACCAACCACUGUCGCGUGCACUCGCGCGAGCGGCCGCAUGCCUGCCCCGAGUGCGGCAAGAGCUUCAUCCGCAAGCACCACCUCCUGGAGCACCGGCGCAUCCACACGGGCGAGCGGCCCUACCACUGCGCCGAGUGCGGCAAGCGCUUCACGCAGAAGCACCACUUGCUGGAGCACCAACGCGCGCACACGGGCGAGCGGCCCUACCCCUGCACGCACUGCGCCAAGUGCUUCCGCUACAAGCAGUCGCUCAAGUACCAUCUGCGGACCCACACGGGCGAGUGAGCCCGGCGCCCCGCCACCGGCUCCGCGGGCAGGGUGCGCGGGGCCGAGCCCCCGGGACACCCGCCGCGGCCGCCGGGGGAAGGCCUGAGCCCACCGGGCGGGGGCGGGGCAGGGUGGACCCAAAGCCCCUUUGCUGUGAGCUCCCCUCCCCUUCCGUCCCUCCCGCUAAGGACAUCGGGGUAGUGAGACCAGGUCGUUGGCUGCCAUUGUGUACCCCCGCGGCCCCAGGGGGGAGAGCGCGGACCUGGGGAACCCCUUCGGGUUGUUAAUUUCCUUGACAAUAAAGUGGAUGAAACCAAUCAGCACGGGGGGAGUGAUUUGGCCGCCGGCCAGUCGGAGGGGCGGGGCAGGGCAAUUUAGUUGGGAAUAGAACUUUAUAAUUACCUUUUGGAUACUGUGGUUCUAUUUGAUAAUAAUAGAGUAAUUUUUAAAAGACGAGCGUUUCCUGUUUGCCGUUUUUGUUUGGUUUUGAAGGGGAUGGGUUGAGAAUGUGGCCCCGGUGACAUGUGCCUAUUGUCAGUCGAAAGGCUUUACUGAGUAUCUUUUAUCUGUUCCUUCCGUGUUGGGUGGUGAGGGGGUUGUAGAUCCCGCUGCAGGCGAGUUUGUAAUCUAAAAGGAGAGACAGGACUGACAAACUUGAAACGGUACAAAAGUCGAAGAAAGGGUAAAAGCAACUGGCUGUAGACCAUCCUAUGUGCCCUGCGAGGAUAGUGGGAUUUCAGGAAGGGAAUAGGUUUCAUUUGACUGGAAUGAUCAAGGAAGAGUGACAAUCAGAUUUAUAAUGGGCUGGAAAGACAGAUCUGGCCAAAGUGCUUCCCUCCCAUCCAAGCAGCCUUUCUGCCCGGCUUGACAUGAAGCUGGUGGUGGGGUAGCAUAGCCUGAGGCAUGCAGAGGUGUAGGGAAGGAGUGGCGCCAAUCUUUGGAAAAGCCACAAAAGGCAGCAGAACAUUUUUUAUUUGAAUGUUGCACCCAGUUACUCUAGAUUUGUUGAAUGCAUGGACUACACUUUGGUUUUGCUAGGUAUUCAUUCAUUUCCAGGCACCUCUAGGGAGGCAUGGAAAGAGGAACUACAGACAUUACUUUGCCCACAGAGCUCUUCACUUUCACUCUGCUACUGGGCUUGGCAGUGACCCAGAGAGCAUUAAGGGCCAUUUGAAGGGCCAAUUUCCCAAGGCUAGCAGAGUGCCAGGCUCACCCAUGUAAACUGGGGAGGCCAGACUUCUGCUGAUGGUCACUGAGGCUGUCCUGAGAGGAAAGACCUGCCAAGCUGGGCAAAGUAAGUUGUGAGUUUAGGGGUGGAGAGAAAGGACAGGGGUCAGGAUACUUAAAGGGAUUUCAAAAAAGGGAAUUUGGAGAAAGACAGUGAUACAUUUUUACUUUGAAGAGAUCACAGAGAUCAUCAAAGCCCCACCCCUCAAGCAAAACUGAGGCACCAAGAUGGGAAGUGAUGCCCCAAGACCUCACUUUGAAAAGAUAACUUCUCUGUUUACACUGAAAAUUUCUCAAAAGGAUGGUAGGACAUUAAGGAAGGCAACCAGAGGAAGGAACAGAGACCUGUGCUGGCAUGAAGGGGACUGGAGAGGAGGCCAGUCCCUGCUCUGAUCUCAAGAACCAGCUGGAAGGCUGAGACAGAGAUACGGGAGCAGGUAAUUACAUCAAUGUACAGUAAAUACUAAGUGCCAAAUGGAAAAUGCACUGCAGAGUAUGGGAGGAGGGAGCCUGGAGGAGUCAAGGACAGCUUCUCCAAGGAGGUAGAAUCUGAGCCGGUGUUGAAGGAUAGGGAGGAUUUGCAUAGAUGAGACCAAUGAGGAAGGCCUUCCAGGUGGAGGUCUUUGAAGCAGAAGUGUGGAAGGUGGGCUCAAAGUAUAGUUAGGAAACAGUGAUUGAUUAAACCCACUGAACUGGAGAAAGGACUUAUGUAGAAAAAACCUGGUCAAAAAGUUGGCUUGGAAUAGACUGGAGGUGCAGAGGGUCUUGAAUUAAAUACUUCAAGACCAUGGAGUUUGAAUUUGAUCUUGUAUGAGAAACUAAGGAAGAUUGUUGAGCAUGACAGAGACAUAAUGCAAACAAGUAUCAAGAGAAUUAAUGUGAUGGUGAAGGGAAACUUAUUUAGUCAAAGACAUGGGGGAACCAGCAGUAUCAAAUGGAAAGGUCACAAAGUGGAAUUUGUGGAUGGAGGCUGAGAGGAUGACAGGGGAAACCAGUAGUAGUAAUAGUAGUAUUUGUUGUUAUUGUUGAUAUCAGGAUUUUUGAAGCCUAAAGAGAAAUUAGCAGAGGUAUUUUGGAGAUAUUUGUUGGAAGGCCAUUGCUGCUCAAAAUCUUUAUCACUCCUGGAAUUUGAGGAUCAAAGAGUGCUGAAGAUGUUCAGACUUUAGUGGGAGACCAUGGCACUUUGGGGUGUAAUCCAGGUUAGAGACUCAGAGGGUAACUUCAUUUGUUAUCACCACAUCCUCAGUAACACUGUGAAGUCAAGGGGGGGUAGUAUUUAUGAGCCUCCUUUUCCUAUGAAAUCUGGUUUUUAGAAGGAUUAAAACAAAUCUUGCCCGUCUAGGCUGUCAGGGAUUCUCUGUACUUCCAUCUUCCCUUUCUUGGCUCUAACCCCCCUUUAUGCCUUUUCCUCCUAGGUGUCUGGUGCCAUAGCUCCAAAAUUAUUCCCCUCUGUUCUGCCUCCUGCUACCAUCAGGAUUCUCACUUUCCUUCUGCUGUAAUUUCAUCUGGCAAUCAGGGCAACGUCAAAUAGAGGAUGGUCACUAACAUGUGACAGACUGUGGAGUCAAAAAGUAUGGAUUUAAACCUCUGACCUUGCCACUUAGUUGUGUGACCUUGAACAAAUUAAUUAACUUCUCUGAACAUCAAUCUCAUCUGUUAAAUGGGUAUAAUAAAGUUUCCAUUGGUCUGAGGAUUAAAUAACAUCGAGAAUACAUAUGUAGCAGGUCUCAAAAUAAAAGUUUGGUAAUUUCAUUUUUAGUGUAUAUCUAAUGACAGUUUAGUAAAAACAGAAGUUCAGGAAAGUAGUGGGAUGUUGUAUCCUGAAAGAAUGAAUCUCUGAGAAGGAAGUUUUCAUAAAAUUAUUUUGGUGUGAGGAAGUUCAACUCAAACCAUGCAGGCAACUAAAUCUUGGUCCUGAUGUCACAGGCCAGGGGUUUAAACUCACUUGUCAGCUGUAUGCCAGUGUUUCCAGUGAGUUAGAGCCCACCUCACUGGAUUUGCUGCUACUCUUUCAUGAUACUUUCCUUUCAAUUACAAAGCCAGACUUUCAAACUCCUAAGUUGACAGUUAUUGUUGUCCCCGUGGAAUUGUGUACCAGAAAUAAUAAGUGACAUUUAUGGGUAGUUUCUUACUUUCAAAGACUUUAUUAAAUGUUUCCUCAGAACUCUGGGGUAUGCAUAAUUAUACAUACCCAUUUUAUAGGUAAUGAGCUCGAAGGCCCAAAGUCACAUAGAAACUGAUGGAGCCAGGACUUUUGACUCUAAAGCCCAUAUGCUUAGCCACAAAUUCUCUCCCUGGCAAUGGAAUGGUUAUUGAAAAUUGAAAAGCCAGUACCUUUUUCAAAUUAUCCCAUUUUAUCCUCAGGUUUUUUUAAAAUUUAAGACACAAUUGAGGAAAAUGUAACGUAUCAAGCAGAACAUGCUCUGACAUAUGUUUGCUGAAAUUAUGGAAAUAGUAAUAGAAUGAAAAAGAAUUUUAGAACCAGAAAAGACUUUAGAGUUAAGCCCUAUCAGUUUACAGCUGGAGAAAUCAAGAUGGAGAGGAGCAUGGGUGUCUGCUCUAGCUCACUCACUCGCUGGUGAGAGGAAGUGAAUGAAGCAGGAUGCAGAUCUGGUGCCCAUGGGGUGUUCACUGUCAUACAACCCCCCCAAUAUUUAUUAAGCACCGCUUGUGUGCAAAGCAUUGUGCAGGGCUCCAUGGACAAACACAAAAGGAUUAGAAGACCAUGCACUGUCUUGCCAGUACUUAGAAUCUGGUGGAGACUUUGUGGCUUUAUUUUCUAAACCAAGCCUUUGCUGGUCUGGAAAAGCUGGGACCAUCAGGGAGACAUUUAGGCAGCUAUUUUUAACAAGGAGAAAGCCACAUCUCUGUCUUUUCUGUGUUCCUCUUUUUACUCAGUGUGGCAUUAACUAGCCAGGUGUCUGUGGGAGACCUUUCCUGAGGCACUGCGGUGGCAGCUACUCAGAUUAAGGGAUCAGGGACUGAGGCCCUCCAGGCCCUGUUGUUGCCAGGGCAACGGUGAGUUAGGCCAGGGCCUCUCCUCCUGCUUUCUGGAGAGCGUUUGGGCUUCUGAAGCCUCUUAUUGCUUCCCAAUCAUAGUGGGAAUUUCUAGAAUUAAAUUUUUUAAAACAUCAAUUCUACAUUUACCAUUUCUGUCUGGGUUCCUUGAAAUGAGAAUUUUUAGUUAAAACAUAGACUCGAACCCUUUUAUUUCUGUUUUCUACAAAGCGUACUCCAGGCUAAAAGAAUUUAAAAAUUAAGAAAGAAAGGUGUAAAGGAAGGAAGAAAGAAAAGAAAAAGCAAAUCUAGUCCGACCGAUAAUGAUUUUACUUGAAAACUUCCUGUCAGAAGCCUUGAAUUUGUUAAGGAUAAUAAUAACCACUUUGAUUUAUUGACUCUUACCUUGUAAGAUUACCUUAGCACUGUGCUAAGUAAGUGCUUUCAUUUCAUUUUAUCAUCUGAAACCAUCUGUGAAAUCGGUUUCCAGCCCAAGGUCCCUCUGCCAGAAUUUCAACCUAAGUCUGAGGGACCCGAAAUGUGUGCUGCCUCCCAUUUUUUUCAACAUAGAUUCUUAAUAAAGAAGGCAAAACAGUACUAUUUCUCUCUGAUUUGCAGCUUGGACCUGGCUGAAAGCUCUCUGUGGCCAGCCUUGCCAGAGAACUGUUGGGAUGGGCGCUAGAGUUCACCUGACCUGGCAGUCUUGGUGGCUGGAGCGCCAAUCUAGCCCCAGUUUCAACUGAGCCCCCCUCUUCCUGAGGAAUUUUGGGAAGAGAGCUAUUUUUUAAGGCAAGAUACCCCCCUUCUGUUUUUCUAAGGCUGGGACCAAAGAAGUAAUUCAUUUAACAGUCAGAGAAAUAGUGGGGUGAGGGAAAUUACUAUAAGGAAAAUAUCCUGUUCUCUUGGUAAACUAACAUUUGCACUCCUG
This is a messenger RNA of Choloepus didactylus (southern two-toed sloth), 7911 nucleotides long. It is a transcript of the gene ZNF777, whose product is annotated as zinc finger protein 777. Gene Ontology annotation, molecular function: RNA polymerase II cis-regulatory region sequence-specific DNA binding; DNA-binding transcription factor activity, RNA polymerase II-specific. The transcript is spliced from 6 exons. Bases 150 to 2777 code for a protein of 875 amino acids. Lineage: Eukaryota; Metazoa; Chordata; Mammalia; Pilosa; Megalonychidae. The record is from RefSeq and is a predicted model, not a curated record. Gene Ontology annotation, biological process: regulation of transcription by RNA polymerase II.